Andrographis paniculata is the source of this 1656-nucleotide messenger RNA. RefSeq names its product DNA-binding protein RHL1. NCBI's taxonomy places the organism in Eukaryota, Viridiplantae, Streptophyta, Magnoliopsida, Lamiales, Acanthaceae. The coding region runs from base 111 to 1151 and encodes 346 amino acids. Gene Ontology annotation, molecular function: DNA binding. Gene Ontology annotation, biological process: DNA endoreduplication. The record is from RefSeq and is a predicted model, not a curated record. The transcript is spliced from 8 exons.
AGACAGGAGGAAGGCUGAGACGGUAGCAUAGAAGAAGAGGAAGAGAGUGUUUUGAGGCAUUGGCGCCAUUGCUGACGCCCCAAUCCGAAUCGGAUCCGCCUGGGUAGAGAAUGCCUCGAGGGAGCAAGAAGGAAGCGAACACGGCCGACCCGGAAGCUGAUGAGAGAACAAGGCUGAAAGGAUUGGCCUUUUCCCGUAACGUUUUAUCUCAGAAGCCCUCGCGGCUCGCCUUUUCCGCAGCCCUCCCCCCCUCCAAGACCCUCAUCAAGCACCACGGCACCGAUGUCCUCAGAAAAUCUCACCGGAAGAAUCGAUACCUCUUUUCCUUUCCCGGUCUGCUCGGGCCAAUUUCUGGUGGGAAAAUCGGCGACCUCAAAAACCUCGGCUCCAAAAACCCCCUUCUCUACUUAGAUUUUCCUCAGGGUCAAAUGAAGUUGUUUGGGACAAUAGUUUACCCAAAGAAUAAGUAUCUGACUCUACAAUUUUCAAAAAGUGGGAAGAAUGUUACCUGUGAUGAUUAUUUUGACAACAUGAUAGUAUUUUCAGAUGCUUGGUGGAUAGGAACAAAAGAGGAUAAUCCAGAAGAAUUACAGCUUCAGUUUCCAAAAGAGCUGAAUAUGGAAAAAAAUGAAGGGUAUGACUUCAAGGGUGGUGUUGGGUCCCGCUGUGAUGGUAAGCAAGGUUUCGGAAGAUUGGCCAAGAAAUGCAUGGAACAGGUGUCACGUGGAGUUUCUUCAGAGGACAAUUCAAUUGACAAUUCUAGCAGCUGCAAAGAGAAUGUGGAACUAACUCCAACACGCCGCUCAGCUAGGACUUCUGGAAAAACUUUCAAACAUGCGCGGGCAGGAAGUUCCCAGCCUCUAACAUUGGAAGAUGACAAUAAGGUUAACGAUGGACGAGAUCUGUGUUUAGAGCAAUGUGAUUUGGCAGGGAAAGCUGAGGGUCCCCGUAAUAGUACUGAUAAGCCUCUUGUUCAAACAACAUUAUCUUCGCUGUUUAAGAAAGUGGAGGACAAGAAGGCUAACAAGGAGUUGAAGCAGGAGAAGAAUACUUCUGAGGUUGAAGAUGACGAGGACAACGAUGACAUAGAAGAGUUCUCUAACACUUCAGAGGACAUGGAUGCAAGUGAUGAAGAUUGGGCUGCUGCUUGAAAUUAAACCAAGACGACAUGCAAUGUGGUUGGUUAUACAUAGCAGUCAGUGAUUGCCAUGUAUCUCCUCCUCCUCAUCCUCAUCAUCAUCGUCAUCAUCUCGUGUGGGCGCGGGAGCAGCCAGCCAGCAGUGGGGGAGCAGUAUUGUCUUCACCCACACAUUGUGUUAUGAUGAAUGGCGGCUGAUGACGAUGCUGUAGUAAUUAGUGGUCCUGUAGUAAGUAGUAGUAUUUUUUAUAUUAGCACAGAGGGACGGAGAUUUUGAUUGAUUGAUUGUGUUGACAAAGAUUGAUUGAUUGAUUGAUUGAUUAGGUCUUGAAUUUGUAUGUUUUUCCAUGUGGAAUUUGCCAGUGCUACCCAAUCUCCCUCUGGACGCCAGAGUCGUGGUGGUAUUGUAUUACAGUUUGAGUGAGCGAGAUACAUGAAUUACAUAUGUACACAUACUACACUAUUUUUUUAUCAUUCAUACACACCCAUGAUAUAUAUAUAUAUACUUAUAGAUAUGA